This is a messenger RNA of Harmonia axyridis, 959 nucleotides long. It is a transcript of the gene Cpr66D, whose product is annotated as UPF0746 protein DDB_G0281095. The transcript is spliced from 5 exons. The record is from RefSeq and is a predicted model, not a curated record. The coding region runs from base 51 to 842 and encodes 263 amino acids. Lineage: Eukaryota; Metazoa; Arthropoda; Insecta; Coleoptera; Coccinellidae. Gene Ontology annotation, cellular component: extracellular matrix.
UUCCUAUAAAAUCAAUUUACUCAAAUCGUUAAUCGGAAAAUAUACGAAAAAUGUGGUUUAUAGUAUGUUCUGUAUUAGUACUGGGUGGUGCUUUUGCCAAACCUGCGUCUCAACCCUUGUACAGUAGUCAGUAUGUGAGUGCUCAAGCUAUUCCGACAGUGAAAUAUAGGACAGAACCUGAUGCAACUCAGUAUCUUGCACAAACAAGUUAUGACAGAAGUAGAGGGCAAGGAUUGCAGCAGUAUGCAACGCAACAACAACAAUCUGCUGACCGGCAGGCACAGAAGGCUCAGUUCGGUGGUCCUCACUAUCUGCAGCAAAUCCAAGCUGCCCAACAACAAGCCGAACCCAGAGAAAACUAUCCUAUACCAAGAAAAGCAACGCAACAAUCAUAUGGCGGUCAACAACAACAAGUGAGGUACGUGCAGCAAAAACCUGUUGCUAAAGGAUACAAAUUGAAGGAACAGCAGGCGGUAGAGAAGGAAGAAGAGGAAGAAUAUGAUCCGAAUCCUUCGUAUCAGUUCGGAUUCGACGUCAAGGACGACCUCAACACGAACUACCAGAACCGUAAGGAACAAAAGGAGGGAAACAAAAUUACUGGAAGUUAUUCCGUGGUGGAUUCGGACGGUUUUAUACGUACUGUAACUUAUACGGCGGAUCCCAAGGAGGGAUUCAAAGCUGAGGUACACAGACAACCAACUGACAUCGUUAUCAAAAUACCAACGAGGGAACCCCAACAAGAGAGACAUAGGCCCGAGCAACAAUAUCUCCAGGCUGUCCCUCAUAGAAAAGGACAACCACGACCUGUAGAAAGAGAGAAUGUUGUAUACCAGUAUCAGUAGUUUCUAUUUAAAAAUUCAGAUCUCAAAGAAAUGUUAAUUUUUCGUCAUUUGUUUUUAUAGUUUAGUUAAUAAGUUAAAGUUUGUGAUUUUUAUGAUUGAAUAAAUUUUAAUAUAAGA